Heteronotia binoei (common prickly gecko) is the source of this 6111-nucleotide messenger RNA. It is a transcript of the gene ANAPC1, whose product is annotated as anaphase promoting complex subunit 1. The record is from RefSeq and is a predicted model, not a curated record. Gene Ontology annotation, cellular component: anaphase-promoting complex. Gene Ontology annotation, molecular function: molecular adaptor activity. NCBI's taxonomy places the organism in Eukaryota, Metazoa, Chordata, Lepidosauria, Squamata, Gekkonidae. Gene Ontology annotation, biological process: metaphase/anaphase transition of mitotic cell cycle; anaphase-promoting complex-dependent catabolic process; protein K11-linked ubiquitination. The transcript is spliced from 47 exons. Bases 18 to 5876 code for a protein of 1952 amino acids.
GUUGAUAUUUGGAACUCAUGUCGAACAUCUAUGAAGAGAGGGUAACAAUGAUUGCAGCAGGGGAUUUGCAGGAGUUUGUCCCUUUUGGCCGUGACCACUGCAAGCACCAUCCUAAUGCGCUGAACCUGCAACUUCGGCAGCUGCAACCAGCCUCAGAACUUUGGUCGUCAGAUGGAGCUGCCGGAUUGGUGGGUUCCCUUCAGGAAGUUACAAUCCAUGAGAAACACAAGGAAUGUUGGCAGUUACGAAAGGGAAUAAGUGAUGCUGGAGAAGAAGUGGACUAUGAUGAAGAACUAUAUGUAGCUGGAAAUAUGGUCAUAUGGAGCAAAGGAAGUAAAAGCCAAGCUUCUGCUGUUUAUAAAGCUUUCACAGUUGAUAGCCCUGUUCUGCAGGCACUAUGGUGCGAUUUCUCUGUGCCCCAGGAUAAGUCUGAGAAAACAGAAGGUAUCAGUGAAGUAGUAGAAAAGUGUAUAUGCAUAUUGCAGAGCUCUUGUAUAAAUAUCCACAGCACUGAAGGAAAGGAUUACAUAGCUUCCUUGCCCUUUCAGGUAGCAAAUGUCUGGCCAACAAAAUAUGGCUUGUUGUUUGAACGCAGUAGUUCUUCACAUGAAGUGCCUCUAAAUCCAACUAGAGAACCUCUGCCUACCAUGUUCAGCAUGCUGCACCCAUUGGAUGAAAUAACACCAAUGGUUUGUAAAUCUGGAGCAGGCUUGUUUGGUUCUGCCAGAGUUCAGUAUGUUGCUGACUACUCGAUGAGUAUUGUUUUCCUCAAUGCUGAGCCUUCCAUCGUAAUGACAUAUGACUCCAUUCAGUGUUUGCAUACUAUCUGGGCCCUUCGUAGAGUAAAACCAGAGGAGCAGAGUGCAGUCUUAAAGCUUUCAGAACAAGUGGGGACCCCUCUGCAUGCAGCCACCAGCAGCUCUUUCACUGUCCAACUCAGAAGUCUGUCUAAGGGAGAUUCGCCUGUGGGAUCCCCUUUCCAGAAUUACUCUUCUAUUCACAGUCAGAGUAGGUCGGCAUCAUCUCCCAGCAUUCAUUCCCGUUCACCUUCCAUAUCCAACAUGGCAGCCCUCAGCCGCUCUCAUUCCCCUGCCUUAGGGGUUCAUUCUUUCUCAGGAGUGCAAAGAUUCAACUUUUCUAGCCACACACAGUCUCCAAAGAGGCAUAGCAUUUGCCAGUCUCCAAACAGCACUUCCACAGACUCCAUCUUUACACCAGAAACUGAAUUGAUCGUGCCAGAGCUUUGCAUAGACCACAUAUGGACUGAGGCUGUCACAAACACAAGGGAGAAAAACUCUCAGGCGUCCAAAGUAUUCAUUACGACUGACCUUUGUGGGCAAAGGUUUUUGUGCUACCUAGUGGAAUCCCAACUCCAGUUGCGCUGCGUGAAAUUUCAAGAGAGUAAUGACAUGACUCAAUUAAUUUUCGGCACUGUUACCAACAUCCAGGCAAAGGAUGCAGCUCCAGUAGAAAGCGUUGACACAAUGCUGAUUCUGGAAGGCAAUGGGAAUUUAGUUCUCUAUACUGGUGUGGUUCGGGUAGGAAAGGUUUUCAUCCCUGGUUUUCCUGCUCCAUCCCUGUCACUAUCCAUUUCAAACCAAAUGCCUUGCCCAAGCACUCCUUUGGACAAUAUCAACACUCCUUCCAAGCCUUUGAAUAAGCAUCUUGGUCCAUUUGAUGAGCAGGGAGUGUUGUCUCCUGUUCCAGAACUGAGGGAUUCUUCCAAACUUCAAGACUCCUCUUAUAUUGAUGACUGCACUUUCCAGCAGCUUGCAGCAUUUAUUCAUUCUGUGAGAGAUCCUGUCCAGAACAGAGUAACUCUGGACCUUAGUAAUGGCUCAAUGGUUAGAAUUACCAUUCCUGAUAUCGCAACUUCAGAAUUAGUUAAAAGAUGUUUGCAAGGCAUUAAGUAUAUCCUGCCCAAAGAAGUGGCAGUGCAGAUGCUCGUCAGGUGGUAUAAUGCUUACAAUGCACCAGGAGGACCGAGUUAUUACUCCGAGUGGAACUUAUUUGUCACCUGUCUCAUGAACAUGAUGGGCUACAACACAGAUCGAGUGGCAUGGACCCAGAAUCUUGAUUUUGAAGGCUCCCUUUCUCCAGUCAUUGCUCCGAAGAAAGCUCGACCCUCAGAGACAGGAUCCGAUGAAGACUGGGAAUAUCUGCUAAAUUCAGAUUAUCAUAAAAAUGUUGAGUCUCACCCUUUGGCCAAAACUCUGAAGCUGGAUCCACUGGAAAUGAAAUCCCCAAAGGACAAUCUUUUCCCUGGCCACAGCCUGGAUUCCUCUACUCUUCUCUUCCCCCAUAUCCCAACCAUCUUCUGUGUGCUUCAUCUAAUCUAUGAGGAACUCAAGUUGAAUUGUUUGAUGGGUGAGGGAAUUCGUUCCCUUGUUGUUCUGCUGGUUCAACUGGCACGGGAUUUAAAGCUGGAAGCUUAUCUUGAUUAUUACUGCCGGGACUACCCAGUGCUUGUAAAGACUUCCAGGCAGACUUGCAUUAUUGAUCCAGCCCAAAUAGGUUUCAUGCACCAUCCUUCAUUUUUUUCUGCCGAGCCUCCAAGUAUCUUUCAGUGGCUAAGCUCAUGCCUGAAGGGAGAAGAUGUACCACCUUAUCCUUACUUACCAGGAAUCUGUGAAAGGAGCAAGUUACUCGUGCUGAGUGUUGUGCUAUACAUAUUUGGUGAUGAAAGAGCUGUAUCAAAUGAAGCAUCCAACUAUUUGACUAAGAUAACUUCAGGGCAGCGGAAACAGCAAACAGAACAAGAAGAAUAUGCAUGCAGUUCGAGACACAAUACAUCUACCUCCAGCCUUGCUGAAAAGUUAGUCAUCUGGAUGACUAAUGUAGGAUUCACCUUAAGAGAUUUGGAGUCUUUGCCUUUUGGAGUUGCUCUUCCCAUCAGAGACGCAAUAUAUCACUGCCGGCAGCAGCCUGCCUCUGACUGGCCGGAAGCCGUGUGUCUUCUCAUUGGCCGUCAAGAUCUGUCCAAGCAGGUUUGUGAAGGGAACUUGCCAAAGUGUAAAGCGCCUGACACCCAGGUGCUCUCCUCAGAUGUGCCCUCUACGGCAGAGUCGGAAGAAGAGGACGAUGGCAUGAACGAUAUGAACCAGGAAGUGAUGUCGUUGAUCUGGAGUGAAGAUUUGAGAGUGCAAGAGGUGCGCAGGCUUCUCCAGAGUGCCCAUCCUGUCCGCGUCAAUGUUGUUCAGAUGCCAGAAGUAAGCGACCAUGAAUACAUUGAAGAAAAAGAAAACAGGCUGCUGCAGCUGUGCCAGCAGACCAUGGCGCUGCCCCUGGGAAGAGGAAUGUUCACUUUGUUCUCCUAUCACCCCGUUCCAACAGAGCCUUUGCCCAUUCCUAAGCUGAACCUGACAGGCCGAGCUCCUCCUAGGAAUACUACAGUGGAUCUUAAUAGUGGGAACAUAGAUGUGCCUCCUAACAUGGCUUGUUGGGCAAACUUUCACAAUGGUGUUGCCGCUGGACUAAAGAUAGCACCAGCUUCCCAAAUAGACUCAGCGUGGAUUGUCUACAACAAACCCAAAAAUGCAGAACUAGCCAAUGAAUAUGCAGGCUUCCUUAUGGCACUGGGUUUGAAUGGGCAUCUCACAAAGCUUGCAACACUCAACAUCCAUGACUAUUUGACAAAGGGCCAUGAGAUGACAAGUAUUGGGUUGUUGCUUGGGGUUUCUGCUGCCAAGCUUGGCACGAUGGACAUGUCAAUCACUCGUCUACUCAGCAUCCAUAUACCUGCUUUGUUGCCACCAACUUCCACUGAGCUGGAUGUUCCUCAUAAUGUGCAAGUGGCAGCUGUUAUAGGAAUAGGCUUGGUGUAUCAAGGAACGGCUCACAGACACACUGCUGAAGUUCUGCUGUCAGAAAUAGGGCGUCCCCCAGGACCGGAAAUGGAAUAUUGCACUGAUAGAGAGUCCUAUUCACUAGCUGCUGGCUUAGCUUUGGGCAUGGUUUGUCUGGGGCAUGGCAGCAACUUGAUAGGCAUGUCAGACCUCAAUGUGCCUGAGCAGCUUUACCAGUACAUGGUUGGAGGUCACAGGCGGUUUCAAGCAGGGAUGCAUCGGGAAAAACACAAGUCUCCGAGUUACCAAAUUAAGGAAGGAGAUACCAUAAAUGUGGAUGUGACUUGUCCGGGUGCAACUCUGGCUCUAGCAAUGAUCUACUUAAAGACUAACAACAGGUCCAUUGCUGACUGGCUUCGAGCUCCAGACACAAUGUAUUUAUUGGAUUUCGUGAAGCCAGAAUUUCUUUUAUUACGGACACUGGCUCGAUGCUUGAUUCUGUGGGAUGACAUUCUGCCCAGUUCUAAGUGGAUUGACAGCAAUGUGCCUCAGAUCGUAAGGGAGAACAGUGUAUCCCUUCAUGCAACUGAAAUGCCUUCAUCAGAAGAUCUGAACCUGGAGACGCUGGCGCAGGCUCAUGUCUACAUCACUGCUGGGGCCUGUUUGUCUUUGGGUUUUCGGUUUGCUGGUUCAGAAAAUUUGGCUGCCUUUAAUUGCUUGUACACAUUUGCAAAAGAUUUCAUGAAGUGCUUGUCCUCUGCUACAGCUUCCAUAGCAGGUCAUUAUAACCUGGAAACUUGUCUGAGUGUGGUGCUGCUCUCCUUGGCGAUGGUAAUGGCAGGAUCUGGAAAUCUGAAGGUCCUCCAACUCUGUCGUUUUAUGCACAAGAAGACUGGUGGGGAGAUGAACUAUGGGUUCCACAUGGCACAUCAUAUGGCUCUUGGACUUCUUUUUUUGGGAGGAGGAAGGUAUUCUCUGAGCACUUCAAAUUCUUCUAUUGCUGCUCUUCUUUGUGCUUUGUAUCCCCACUUCCCAGUUCACAGUACUGACAACAGAUAUCACCUGCAGGCCUUGAGGCAUUUGUAUGUGCUGGCAGCAGAGCCCAGGCUCCUUGUGCCCAUGGAUGUGGAUACAGACACCCCUUGCUAUGCACUGCUAGAGGUUACAUACAAGGGAACUCAGUGGUAUGAAGAAACAACUGAAGAGCUAAUGGCACCUACCCUUCUCCCGGAACUUCAUCUGUUGAAACAGAUCCGAGUGAAAGGUCCACGGUACUGGGAACUACUGAUAGAUCUAAGCAAAGGCGUUCAUCAUUUGAAAUCAAUUCUUUCCAAGGAUGGUGUCCUCUAUGUCAAAUUGAGGGCUGGGCAGCUUUCAUACAAGGAGGAUCCAAUGGGUUGGCGUAGUUUGCUGGCACAGACUGUCACUCACCGAAAUGCAGAUGCUCGGGCUUUCAAGCCAGAAGCCAUUUCUGCUUUCACAUCUGAUCCUGCGUUGCUUUCAUUUGCGGACUACUUUUGCAAACCAUCUGCAAAUAUGGGGCAGAAACUGGAGGUGUUUGACCUCUUCUCGUCUAUACUAUACGAGUGUGUAACUCAGGAGAAUCCAGAGAUGCUCCCAGCUUACAUAGCAAUUGACCAGGCUGUGAGAAGAUUAGAAAGAAGAGAAAUGUCUGAGACAUUUGAUUUGUGGCAGAUAAAGUUGGUUCUAGAAUUUUUUAAUUCCAGAAGUCAUCAGGACAGAGUGAGGAAGAACCCACACCGAGGGCUUUUCAUGAACUCUGAGUUUUUACCUGUGAUGAAGUGUUCUAUUGAUAAUGCCUUGGACCAGUGGCUUCAAGUUGGUGGUGAUGUCUGUUUGCACUCCUAUUUAAGUGGGCAGCCAACUGAUGAGUCUCAGCUCAGCAUGUUAGCCUGCUUCCUUGUAUACCAUUCUGUCCCAACUCCAGGGCAGCUGUUUGCUGGAGGUUUGGAAGGUAGUACAAGCUUUUCUGAAUUGCUGUUGAAAUUCAAGCCAUUGAAACUGCCGGUCCGUGCACUGCUAAGACUUGCUCCUGUGCUCCUGGGAAAUCCACAGUCAAUGGUUUUGUGAAGAAAAGAUUAUGAAUUUAACACAACCAAGUGACCAAAAUGCCAGUACCAGUGCAGUAUUUGACCUUGAAUGGAAGAUGUGUCUGAGCUCAGACUACAGCUAAUACAUUUUUUCAUUCCCUUUAUAUGUUUUGAGAGUGCCAGGGAGAGGUUUAUAUAUUGUUGGAUGAUCAAUGUGUCCAUGCAAAUUAAUACAUUUAGUUUUUGUAAAUAAAGCUUGUUUGCAAAAAAACAAA